AUGCAGGCGGCGCAGCGCCAGCUGGAGUCCAGCGACGCGGCCAUCGCCGGCGUGCAGCGCAAGAUGCAGGACGACGUGCUGCAGCUCGAGUUCGAGGAGCGCACCGCCAGGCGGCAGCUGAUGACCGAGGCGAGGGCCAAGGUGCAGAGCGGGCUGCGCGCCGCCGAGGUGGCGCUCCAGCAGCGCCGCGACAGGUUGCGUGACAUGCUGCAAAAGGAGGACUCGGCGCUGACCGCAGAAUGUGUGGACCGCAUGCUGCGAGCUGACGGGGACAAGCUGGAGCAGAUGCGCGCACGGGUCGCCCAGGACCGCGCGCGGCGCGACGCGGAGGCGCGUCAGCUGGCGGAGGCGAAGCGGCUGCAGCAGUACCGGCUGCGCAUCGACGAGCUGCGGGGGCACCGGUCGCGGCUGCUGGCGCAGGAGGCGGUCAAGGGGCAGCUGUGCCAGAUAGAGGAGCGCCAGCGGCUGCGACAGCUCGAGAGGGACGAGGCGCGCUUCUGGGACGAGGUCAUGCGCAAGGAGGUCCAGGCCAAGAUGGCUCGGGAAGAGCAGGACGCGCGUGAGAAGGCGGACCGCGACCGGGAGAUGCGGGAGACGUUGGACAAGCAGGUGGCCGGGCUGGCCAGGCAGCGCGAGGAGGAGCAGCGGCUGCGCCAGGAGCAGAUGCGCCACAACGAGCACGUGCUGCGGCAGCUGAAGCUGGAGCAGCAGGGCCUGGCGGAGGAGCUGGAGAAGCGACGCGCGCAGCUGGCGGCCGAGCUGCAGGAGCAGAUCGCCGUCAGGCACCGCUUCCUGGACGAAGCGAAACGGCAGGAGGACGUCGUGGACCAGACGUUCGCCCGGCUGACGGAGGAGGCCCUCCGGAGGGAGAAGGCGCAGCAGCUCGACCUCUCGGGAAGAGCACUGUAUCGAAGCUGGUGUCGAUGCUCGCAGGCGUCGCUGCGUCGUGAGCAACAGCUGUUCCGAGAGAACCUGGAGGAGAUGCGCAGGAAGAAGAUGGAGGAGGAGUGCGAGCUGGACCGCCUGCUGGCCGAGGAGCAGGAGAAGCUGCGAGUGCGGCAGGACACGAUGCGCGCCAAGGCGAGGGCGGCCAGGGAGCAGCUCAUGGAGGGGGUGCUGAGCGAGAGGGCGCAGCAGCUGGAGCAUCGGCAGCGCCAGCGACAGCUGGAGGCGGAGCAGCAGCGCGCAGAGCGGGAGCUGGCGGAGCAGCUGCGGCGCGGCCACGAGGCCCUCACCCUGGAGCACCAGCGCCGGCGCGCCGAGCUGCAGCGCCAGUACGGCCGCGAGCUGCGCCAGCAGGCGGAGGUGGCCCGCCGGCUGCGGGUGAGCUGGGGCGCGCCUACCUGGGGCUGCAAAGAUGACGACGGCCACCAGCAGCAUAGUCGUAAGCGCACCGGCGACGCCGCCACCGGGGCAGAUGACGGUUUCCGGAAGCCACCAAAGAAGAAGGUCUCGAAGCAGCCGCAGCAGCGGCCUGACACGGACGCGGUGCCGACGUCUAACCGCUACGACGUCAUCCAAGACGGCGCGGACGACGUUCCACCGCCCCAGCAGCAACAGCAACAGCAGGGGCGACGAGUUACUGUAGCCCUGCAGCAACAGGUGGAUGGCGUCGGCGUUCACGAGGCCUCUGUCGACCAGUUUGCUGAUACUCUCACCGCAGCUCUGGAGGGAGCGACUCCCCACCCGCGCCCCAGCACAUUCGCAUCUUCCGCUCUCCCAGCGGAAAUCCUCCAGGACAUCCGCACUCGUAACCGCCUCUGCAAGGAUUGGCGUGUGACCCGGGACCCACAGCUGAAGCGCCAAAUCAACAGCCUGCGCCGUGACAUCAAGGCGGCGAUUGCCCAGCAUAAGAAUCGACGCUGGGCUGCGAAAUUGCAGGCGUUCACCCCCGACCCCAUGCUCUGGAAUGCUGAGGCGGAGCGUGCGGAGGUGGAGCGGCAGUGGCAGCAGGGCCUCCUGGAGGAGGAGGCGUACCUGCGGAAGGUGCAGGAGCUGCUGGCGCUGGGCACCGCCGAGGCCGACUACCCGAACCACCCCUUCCUGUCCGUCAUAGAGGGGCAGGCGCUGGCGCAACCUCCAGGCGCCGGAGACCAGCAGGCCGAGGUCGGAGCCGAGGAGUCCGUGGGCGGCCGGGAGGCGGCUGCAAGCGAGCGGGCUGCGGGUGACCAGCCGGAACAACAACAACAACAACAACAACAACAACAGCAACCACCGAAACAACGGAAGGAGGCGGAAGGGGAGGAGCGCCAGCCCGAGUGGGAUCCGCGGGUGUGCCACUGCCACGACGGCAGCUGA
Molecule: messenger RNA, 2298 nt
Organism: Schistocerca serialis cubense
Lineage: Eukaryota; Metazoa; Arthropoda; Insecta; Orthoptera; Acrididae
Product: trichohyalin-like
Exons: 11
Coding region: 1-2298 (765 amino acids)
Source: RefSeq, a predicted model, not a curated record